AUGCGCCGUUUGAUCCUACAGGGAGCUCGGUGGCAUCAACAUGGCAUCUACACCCGUUGUAUGAACCCAGCCUCCCGCCUAAAGCCGACAAGUUGUCGAUUGCUUUCAUGUUCUUCAAAACUACAAGUGAGAAGGCCGGAGGUGACAAUCCGACACUUCGAACAAUCUUCCCUUGGAUCCGAUGAUCGGAGAGAAAUUGACCCCGAUGCGGACACCAAAGCCGAAGAGGAGUUCCUCAAAUCCAAAAUCGCCGAACUCGAACAGGAGCUUGAAGAGAUAAAGGAAGAACCUUUUGCGCCAGAUAGUCCGUUGAUGAGAAACUUAUCGAAAGAAGAUCGGGCAAAAGCAUUGGACGCGUUGCGCAAGUUUGAAGAGGAGUAUAAUGAUGAGGAUGAUGAGGAUGAGACGGAACUGAACUCAUCGAUGGAUACAAGUGUAGAUGACUUGAUGAACAAGGAGUUUAACAGCCUGAUAGCCCAGGAAAAUGAUCUGUGGGAUCCAACUAUAAAACCUGAGGAGUUGUCCGACGUGCCUAAAGAGUCGUUUGAAGUCGAAUUGACAGUCCCUGAUGCUCAGCAAGCUUUCGUGGCACGAUUCAACAAGACCCUAAAGGCCUUGCGUAAGAAUCCUACCUUUUCACAGAGACAAGAUACAUGGAUAUCGUACAGACGUUGUAAAGAAUCGCUACCAUUUUUCCUCGAUAUUGUUCCCGAAGAUGCUAUACAGAUGCUUUGGCAUUCCCAGAUACCCCAGUCGACUGCAGAACGUUCUCGUCGUUUACACUGGGAAGCACUGGCAGAAGAUAUAUUAGCAAGCGGCAAAGGGCUGAACACAGGCCAAUGGCUACAAUACCUUGAACUAUUGUGCCAAGGUGGGAAGUUUGAAAAAGGCAUUCCACUUUGGGAGGAAAGAGCAGAAGAUUUGAGAAGUUAUACCCCCGAGGAGCUCGAGAAAUAUCUAACAGUAGGCGUGCAGCUUCAUGUUGCAGCUGACCGUCCACAACGAGCUCAAGAUAUUGCAAAUGCUUUCCUUGCCGCAAACACGACCCGCGAUGCCCGGAUAUUAAUACCUGUUUUAUCAUCGUGGGCCCGUAAGCCUACCGAAGAAGCCAAGGAAAUUGCCUGGGUCCUCUACCUUCAAGUUAAGACCAUGCUCGGCUCGGAUAUCACUAUGGAAGAUUAUGAUUCAAUCAGCCUUGGCCUAUUAAAUGCUGGUCAGACCUACCUAGCUCUUGCUGUCUUUAAGGAUAUGAUGGUUACUGGGCAAAAUUCGUCCUGCGACUCAACGGAUAUUUUCAAAGCUUCUCUUGGCAUUUAUGAUGGCCUUCAUGCCUCCAGUAUUAACGCAUCAGAUGUGAAUAAAGUAUCCCUGGCAGCCUUGACCAUCCUCCCUCGCAAAUUUCAGAAUAAAUUCUUCUAUGCUAGCUGGAUGAAAAAGCUGAUUGGACUGGGUGAAGUCGACGGAGCUGCGUCCGUUGCGGAGUUAAUGUACGAACGCGGCGUUCGACCCGACGCCAAGCAUUUGAAUGGUAUUGCUGGCGCCUGGCUACGUCAAGGUAGCCCUUCAGCAAAAGAAAAGGCAGAAAAACUUGGGUGGUCAAUGGUCCAAGAACGAAUAAACCGUGUUUCUCAGAAUAAAUCCAAUAAACCGUCAAUCUACGAGGCGAAGAAGAGCGUGAAUAUUCCAAAACACUUGCAGCGAGCCGUACCUGCCGCAAAUAUCGAGACCUUUUCGAUCCUAUUGUUAUAUUAUACCAGACAGGGCCAAGACGACAUGAUUGAUCACCUCCAGAAUUGCCUUGAGAUAGCCCAACUAAGACCGAAUGUCUUUUUCAUGAACCACCUCCUUUAUAGAGAGCUUCGACGGCAGAAUAUAUUAGGUGUAUGGACAAAGUAUAAGGAGAUGACGAUCGAUAUGAAGCCGGAUUUAGAAACCUUUGCUUGUCUCUAUGAUACCGGUAAAAUUCAAUUUGACCGUACUAGGUAUCACUUUGAUGCAAAUUUCCCGACUGUCCGCUUCCUAUAUAAAGAAAUGAUGCAAUGGUACAUAAGAUUAACUCCUCGUCAGCAAAAUAAAACAAGAUGUGAAUUCUCAAAAGAACUAUACGACCAAAUCAUCCGCUGCUUCUGCUUGUCUUUAGACCCCCAAGGCGCCUUGGUGGCGCUUCGGUCGAUGAGGCAAAUAUUUGGUUUCUCUCCCGACUCGGAUACCACGCGAAUUCUCACAUUUCUCCUCGUUCGUCUUGCACCAGCUCCUCCAGGUAUCCCCAAGCCCCGUCGUCGCCGCAUUUCGGCUACGCCACGGGCCAGGGAGAAUUUUGAAUCUAUAUCUAGACUUUUAUCUGUGGUACAAGACUGGAAAACAGCAGGCCUUCCCGGGUGUGAUAUAAACGAUUUGGAUGAGGAGGACCAGAAAACCUUCCAGAUGGAACUGAUGUGUGACCUUUUACGUAUUGUCAUGCGGCAGAUCCGAGGCAAUGCGAACAAGGUAGAGUCAAGUAUUCAGCAGGCUGCUGAAGAGAUGAAUGUUGGCGAGCUUGAUGUAGGCUUGCCGCCGGAUCUAGAGUUCUAG
This is a messenger RNA of Ophidiomyces ophidiicola, 2571 nucleotides long. RefSeq lists its product as uncharacterized. The transcript has a single exon. Lineage: Eukaryota; Fungi; Ascomycota; Eurotiomycetes; Onygenales; Onygenaceae. Gene Ontology annotation, molecular function: protein binding. The coding region runs from base 1 to 2571 and encodes 856 amino acids. The record is from RefSeq and is a predicted model, not a curated record.